Molecule: messenger RNA, 438 nt
Organism: Lodderomyces parapsilosis
Lineage: Eukaryota; Fungi; Ascomycota; Pichiomycetes; Serinales; Debaryomycetaceae
Exons: 1
Coding region: 1-438 (145 amino acids)
Source: RefSeq, a predicted model, not a curated record
AUGGAUGGAAAUAUAAAAAUUAUUCAUUUCGAAGUUAAGGAGCAUUACGUUGUAUUGCUCGAUUGCUUAUUCAAGCACUUUAAAAAUACAAAGAACCUUGAGUUUGAUUCAGAUUGCACAAAUGCGCCUAAUGAAUAUUUUGAAGAUUUAGGUCUAUUUUCAUGUGUCGGAAUAGCUAUUAUGGGCGAUUCGACGCUAAAUACCUUUUAUAUUCUUGAUGGGUUUAGUUGGCGCCUUAUGAAAAAGAUUAAACGAGACAUUUCAAAGUUCAGAAUUAAAUAUCUACACAAGGCUCAAACUGUUCAAAUGAUUGCCCUGUUACCCAAUCUAAAUACCUUGUACAUCUACGAGUUGGGAGAUUUGUUAGAGAGAAUCUUGGUUUUGGUCCGAAGCUUAAAUAAAAAAAGUUAUAUUUGUGUGGUUUCAUUUCCCCACUGA